Molecule: messenger RNA, 1777 nt
Organism: Salvia hispanica
Lineage: Eukaryota; Viridiplantae; Streptophyta; Magnoliopsida; Lamiales; Lamiaceae
Product: serine/arginine-rich splicing factor SR34A-like
Cellular component (GO): cytoplasm; nucleus
Molecular function (GO): mRNA binding
Source: RefSeq, a predicted model, not a curated record
UGUGCAAUUUUACAAAAGAAGAGCACCCUCACAGCAAAACUUGAAAGGGGAAUAUAAUACGCUGGUGGCGAAGGCUGUGUGAGCCCUAAACCAAGCAGCGAAGCGAAUUCGAAAAAUUUGCAAAGGCGCCGCCCAAAUUUUGCGAAAGAGAUUCAGCUGAAGAAACCCUAGCUGUACGAGGCAUCGGAGUCUCUGCUUCAGAUAGUUGAUUUGCGCGAGGAGUUACUAUUAUUUGCUCGGAUGUCAAGCGCUUGGACAAAUAUGAGCGUUGCAAUCAUACAUAGGGAUGUAGAAUGGGAGUGGGAGAAGUCAGGGUGGAGUUUUUGGUAUAUUUAUAUAAUUGGAAGUACUUGCUCGCUCUCUGGAGAGUAUUUGAUCUGGCAAAAAAUUAGAGGAUGAGGAGAUCAUAUUUUAAUUCAAAUAAAUAAUUGCUUUGGAGUAUCUUGGAGCAUAUGAGCAAUGGAGCUUGUGGAGCACUGCUCACCUCAAGGAUUGCUCUCUUGGUUUGCUUCAUAAGUUUUGUUCUUGUUUGAUUUUUUCACUUCAUGUCAAACCAUUCAGAUAAUGACGAAGACAUAUAGGGUUACCUAAGCCGGCACUGUUAACUGAUAUAACUUGUCUACCCAUUCAUAAGUGUUUUCUAUCUGCAGAAUUUUUCUUUGACUUCACCUACAAAGACCAAGAAUGAGUGGCCGAUUCUCUCGCACCAUCUAUGUUGGAAACCUCCCUGCUGAUAUCAGGGAAUCAGAAGUUGAAGACAUAUUUUAUAAGUAUGGUCGCAUCUUGGAUAUUGAACUGAAGAGUCCACCUCGUCCACCUUGCUAUUGUUUUGUUGAGUUUGAGAAUGCUCGGGAUGCUGAAGAUGCGAUAAGGGGAAGAGAUGGCUAUAACUUUGACGGCUGCCGUUUGAGGGUUGAACUUGCUCACGGUGGCAGAGGACCAUCAUCCUCUAGUGAUCGUCGUGGUGGUGGUGGUGGUUAUAGUGAAAGGGGAGGCGGAGGUGGUGGGGGAGGCGGAGGUGGUGGCAGAUUUGGUGUGUCCCGCCAUUCUGAUUAUCGAGUGAUUGUGCGUGGGCUUCCUUCUUCUGCUUCUUGGCAAGAUUUAAAGGAUCAUAUGCGGAAAGCUGGUGAUGUGUGUUUUGCUGAAGUUUCCCGAGAUAGUGAAGGAACGUACGGCCUAGUUGAUUAUACUAAUUAUGAGGACAUGAAAUAUGCUAUGCGUAAGCUUGAUGAUAGUGAGUUCAAAAACCCUUGGACCAGAACUUAUAUCCGGGUGAAGGAAUACAAGGGCAGUCCAUCCCGAAGCAGAAGCAGGAGUCGUAGCAGAAGCAGAAGCAGAAGCCCGAGGAGGAGAAGCAGGUCACUGCCGCGAUCAGCUUCAAGAUCACCCUCAGCAUCGCCUGUCAAACCAUCUCGACCCAGAUCAAGGUCCAGAUCAAGAUCAAGGUCCAAAUCAAGGUCUGCAUCCCCACUUCCGGCGAGGUCCGGCAGUGCCUGAUUUGGAGUGGGACGAUGGCUUCAGCUGAAACUUCAUUCGACAUCGAAAAUUAUUAGAACUUGGGGAUGUUUGUUGUUAUCGAUUUAGAGAUCUAGUUUAUUCACAAUUUGAUUUUCGAUGGAGAGAUUUGUUUGGCUUUAUGGUUUUCUGCGACUAGAUUUACUUUAUUGGCAUUUUGGAUUAGUAUUAUCAUUGCUGUGUUUCUAAGUAUUUUCUGUCAUUAGUUAAAUCAAACAGUAUCUAGACAACUUUGAAUAUUAUGAAGUUACUACUGUGGACA